AUGAAUCCUGAUGCUACACGAUUGCCUACAUUUUAUGAAGCAGGAAUGUUUUACGUUGCAAAGGUUGGAUUAGGUAGUGAUCAGACGUGGCUUCAGUGCGAAGGUGCCGUUAUAGCUUUCACUCAAGAUAUGCCACUAUAUCCUUGGAACUUGUCAACUACAUUUCAUCCUGUUCCUUGUAACACACCUGAAUGCCCGCAAGGUCACUGCAAUGAUGGUGGUCAAUGCAUUUACAUAGCAGCCUAUGCCAGUGGAUCAGCUACAUCUGGUGAUCUUGCUAAAGAGACGUUCACUCUAGACUCUAACACUGGUGCCGUCGAAAAUAUGGAUUUACACGUGGGUUGCGGUCUCCGCCAAGAUAAUUUUGAUCGUUUGUUUGGUGAUAAUCAUUCACGUGGCAAACCUAAUAUGAUUGCAGGAAUGCUUGGUUUAGGGAAAGGCCCAUGGUCUUUUCUAAAUCAAUUGGGUGCCGCCGGACAAGGUAAAUUUUCCUACUGCUUCGAGACGUUUAACCAAAAUAUUAAGGCAUCCAACACAUAUUUAAGGUUCUGUGAAGAUGCGACAAUUGGAGCCGCAGCUCGAAACGUACAUGCAACUCCUAUUGCGGUGCGGGAGCAAUUUCGGACGACAUACUAUUACUUAAAUCUAAAAGAUGUUAGUGUAGGUGACAAAACAGUAGGAUUUCCUAAAGAUACUUUCAAGCUUAACGAUCAAGGUGAAGGUGGUGCUUUGAUAGAUUCUGGUGCUAGACUAUCCUUUAUGUAA
Papaver somniferum (opium poppy) is the source of this 765-nucleotide messenger RNA. Its product is annotated as aspartic proteinase nepenthesin-2-like. The record is from RefSeq and is a predicted model, not a curated record. Lineage: Eukaryota; Viridiplantae; Streptophyta; Magnoliopsida; Ranunculales; Papaveraceae. The coding region runs from base 1 to 765 and encodes 254 amino acids. Gene Ontology annotation, cellular component: extracellular region. The transcript is spliced from 2 exons.